Alternaria arbusti is the source of this 1290-nucleotide messenger RNA. RefSeq lists its product as uncharacterized. The record is from RefSeq and is a predicted model, not a curated record. The coding region runs from base 1 to 1290 and encodes 429 amino acids. Lineage: Eukaryota; Fungi; Ascomycota; Dothideomycetes; Pleosporales; Pleosporaceae. The transcript has 2 exons.
AUGUCUCUGCCAUUCCACCUCGAUCCGCAGGCACAUCUCCAGGGUCUGCGACUGCCUCCGCUACCACUCACUCAUCUGCCUUUCGCUCUUCCGACAUCAUCUGCCGCUGCUAUGGCUGGCCAAUCCGUAUACCCGCCUUCUGGAGGUCAAGAAACUCCCCGCAGCGAAGUAGAUCUCGACUUAGCCCUCCAGCUUCAAGAGCUCGAAAUCAACACCCUCAAGGACACUGUCGCCAUGCGAAAUGAGACGACCAAAGACCUAUGCGACACGAUCGCCAUCCAAAAGGAAGCGACUCAAGACUUUCGCGCCGUCAUCAAGGAUCUUCGGGAGCGCAAUGGCGAUCUUCAGGAAACCAACAGGGACCUCGCUUCCAAGAACGCGGCCCACGUAGACCAGCGAAACGAGCUUCAAGAGACCAAAAUUGAGAUGGCACAGCUCCGGGACGACUAUCUUGAGUAUCGCGACAAUUGGAAUCGCAGUGAGGAGCUCGUCGGCGAGCUGCACACCAAGGCCAAGGAACAGAACGAGACCAUCCAAGACCUUCAACAGCAAUACUCAAGCUUAAGCACUAUCUACAAGAAUCAUAGUCUAUAUGUAUCUCGGGUCUCUGCAGCGUACAAGGCCAAGGAUACGGCGUUCCAGGAACUUAAGAACGCGCAUGAUGAGCUUCAGGUCACCUACAUGACUAAGACCGGCGAGCAUAGCGCAGCUAUGAACGAUCUCUCUGCAUCGUACGAGGCUAAGGAAGUAGAGCUACAAGAGCUGAAGGAUGAACUGCAAGAGCUUCGCGACUACUACAAGGGCCAGGAAGAGAUUAUGGAAGGGCUGAUGCCUAGGACCAAGGAGGAUGAUGAGAUUAUCGCUACACUGAACGCCAAGGUCAAAGAGCAAGAUGACGCUCUCACCCUGUCGCAGCAGCAAGUACAAGACCAAGAAAACACCAUUACCGAGUUGGAGGAGCGACUUGCCGAGGCCAAGAAGAGUGAAGGAGUAGAUGCGGAGGCUAUCGCGGAGUCUGAGCGACAGCUAAGCACAAAGAACGACGAGAUCGCCGAGUUGCAAGAGCAAGUCUCCAAGGGCAUGUCUGGUGCCUUCACCCGUAAGAUUGUUGAUCAUAUGGAGGCCAAGAUCAAGAAGCGCGACGAGGCUCUUAAGAAGUUGCAGCGGCAGGUACAGGAAAAGGACAACCUCAUCAGGUACUUGCAGGUAGAGGUUUCCUUCUUAAAGGGCGAGGUUGACUACUCGGAGGACGACGACGACGGCGACUACUGGGCGAACCGUGAAUCAUGA